AAGUGGAAAAUUUUCGGGAGUCAGCAGAAACAUUGUAUCCAAAAAAGACAAAGUCGCAGUUACAGCAACACCGAGGAGAUUGUCCCUGGAAAACUUCCUUUCGGUUUAUCCCCCUGAAGACUCCAGGCUUCGGCUUGGAGACGCCAGCCAUCACCAUUGAGCCCAGCAGCUGGAGCGGCAGCGAGAGUCCUGCCGAGGACAUCGAGAGGAUGAGUGACUCUGCAGACAAACCCAUUGACAACGACGCAGAGGGGGUCUGGAGCCCUGACAUUGAACAGAGCUUCCAGGAGGCUCUAGCUAUCUAUCCACCCUGUGGGAGGAGGAAAAUCAUCUUAUCAGAUGAAGGCAAAAUGUAUGGUAGGAAUGAAUUGAUAGCCAGAUACAUCAAACUUAGGACAGGGAAGACACGGACCAGGAAGCAGGUGUCUAGUCACAUACAGGUCUUAGCAAGAAAGAAAGUUCGGGAAAUUCAAGCCGCCAUUAAGGUGUCUAGUCACAUUCAGGUUCUUGCCAGAAGGAAAUCUCGUGAUUUUCAUUCCAAGCUGAAGGUAACAAGCAUGGAUCAGACAGCAAAGGACAAAGCACUCCAGCACAUGGCAGCAAUGUCAUCAGCUCAGAUAGUCUCAGCUACUGCUAUUCACAACAAGCUGGGCCUGCCAGGAAUUCCCCGUCCUACAUUUCCUGGGGCACCUGGGUUUUGGCCGGGCAUGAUUCAAACGGGGCAGCCUGGAUCCUCACAAGACGUCAAGCCAUUCGUUCAGCAGGCCUAUCCUAUCCAGCCAUCAGUCACAGCUCCCAUUUCAGGCUUUGAGCCCACAUCAGCUCCAGCUCCCUCCGUCCCUGCGUGGCAGGGCCGAUCCAUUGGUACGACCAAGCUCAGGCUGGUGGAGUUCUCAGCUUUCCUUGAGCAGCAGAGGGAUCCUGAAUCUUACAACAAACACCUCUUCGUGCACAUCGGCCACGCCAACCAUUCCUACAGCGACCCCUUGCUCGAGUCGGUGGACAUCCGCCAGAUCUACGACAAAUUCCCCGAGAAGAAGGGCGGCCUGAAGGAGCUCUUUGGGAAGGGGCCUCAGAACGCCUUCUUCCUCGUGAAAUUCUGGGCUGACUUAAACUGCAACAUCCAGGAUGACACAGGAGCGUUUUACGGAGUCACCAGUCAGUACGAGAGCUCAGAAAACAUGACAAUCACCUGCUCCACCAAAGUCUGCUCGUUUGGAAAGCAAGUAGUAGAAAAAGUAGAGACUGAAUAUGCAAGGUUUGAGAACGGCCGGUUUGUGUACAGGAUAAACCGCUCUCCCAUGUGUGAAUACAUGAUCAACUUCAUACACAAGCUGAAGCAUUUACCAGAGAAAUACAUGAUGAACAGCGUCUUGGAAAACUUCACAAUUUUAUUGGUGGUAACAAACAGGGACACACAAGAAACCCUGCUCUGCAUGGCUUGUGUGUUCGAGGUGUCCAACAGCGAACAUGGAGCACAGCAUCACAUCUACAGGCUUGUAAAGGACUGAGCAGUUAUUUAUAUAUACACUUCAUUUCACUUCUUUAUCAAAACACAGACUGUAAACCUCAACACUAAGUGGCAGUGCCUCUGGCCCAACUUUCACCCGCAUUUUUCUAAAUCCUGUUUUAGUGAAGUCAUUUUUAAUGUGUUCAUAUAUAAUUGUAGCUGUGAAAUUCUGGUACAGUUGUAAAAAUUAUUUCUAAAACUAAGUGUUCUUCAAAUUUGUAAACCACAGUUCUUUGGGAAGACUGUAUUUAAGAACCUAAUGCCUCUGUCUGUGGAGGUCUAUUUUUAAUUCUGAUAGAAAAAUGUAUGACAGAGCAUUUGCCAUGGGGAAAAACUGACAGCGUUUAUAAGAAUUUAUUUUGGGUUUUUUUCCAACAUGAAAUACUUGUUUUACAAUGCAAGUGGAAUUGAAAUGAAUCUUUAGCUAUAACUGUAAAUGAGUACACAAAGUUAAUAAUCUCUAUAGAAUUAUCUUUGUAACUAAUUAGGGUGGAAGAUAUGGACGAAUGUAAUUCACUAAAUUAUUUUUUAAAAUGAAACAUUUUUCUGUUUGAAACCAAAUGAAAAAUAUAGCCUUAAGAAAUGCCUGAUAGAAACAGACAGGUCCUAAAAUUAGGCAAAUUUUGUAUUUUUUUCUCAACGCUAAAACUAAUCUUCUAAUCCAUUAAACUUUCAAACAGGUAUUGCAGAGAAAGAAAACAUCACCCCUUUACCCCUAACAUAUCUAGUGUAUUUUAAAAGAGUAUAAAGUUGUAUUGUACUAAUAUGAAAAUUUGAUUAUUUAAUGAAAAAGAUGGCUCAUUUUGCAAUAAGUAGGUAAAUACUGAAGAUUUAGACUUGCAUUAUAUGUAGUCUUGUGUGUGCAGUUAUAUUUUAUACGGACAACUAUGUUUUCUAAAACGUUGAGCAAAAAACGCGCAACUCUGAAAUCAGGAGGUGAACGGAAACAGCUGACACUGCAACAGCAUCGAGUCAUCCUCAAACUGAGAGCAGAACACUGAUGUGUCUGAGAGAAGAGUGUGCACACCUCUGAAAGGAUCAGCAGCUUUAAUAUCUGUGAGACGCUAGAAAAUCACAACCAACAUCAGGCAGAGAGGGUUGGAAAGUGGAGAAUUUUAAUUUUUUUUUUCUCCUUUUCCUCUGAAUCGUGGUGCUCUUACACCUCUCCCCAGCUGUAUCUGGCAAAGACCUGAUCUGAAACAAACACAAGCUACCACGAGGGGUCUGCUGUCCUCUUGGGUGUGCUAAAUUCAGGGAAGGCUCCAGGCAGAGAGGCACAGCUGGAGAUAUUUGAAUACGGAGAGGAUUCACACCUGAGUGAUGUCUGGGGUCAGCACACCUGAGAGCAGCAGUCUCACCCCUCCCAUGCUGGACUGAGGGUGCUGCUCAGCUCCUCUCCUGCUGCCCCCCCUUGCCCAGGCAGAAGUUUUUUGGGAAGGUGCUGGGCCAGCAGGGGCUUCUCCAGCAAAACAUUUGUCUGAAAGGCUGCCCGACCAAGCACAAGCCACCUUAGGGAUAAGUGAUGAGUUAUCAGCAAGGAGGGUUCUUGGGAGAGUCUUUUGCAGUCCUGACUCAAAGUUCACGUUUCCCUACCCCUUCUGUAUGUUCCUGUAGUGCCAUACUUUUUUCUUGUUACCAAAAUUCAAUUUAAUGCAAAACCAGCACAGUUCCCAUGCACAGUUUAAGCGUAGAAUUUACUCCCAGGCCCAGUGCUGUAGUCUUCAAACAAGCAAGUCUAAUUCUUUUCUGUAAAAUGAUAUUCUUGCAUAAUUUCUGUUAGAAUUGUGGAAAUGUCUGCACUGGAUGGAGCCUGGGGGAGGUGGUGGGUCAGCCCUGGUGAGGUCUGGGGUGCAAACAUCACCGAGGGGAAUGGAGACUGCUUUAAUUCCUCAGCCCCCCUGGGGUGGGUGCUUAGGAUGCUGGCUGUGAUGUCUAGCUCUUACCUGCUCGUGGAUAUUAGGGCUGGUGACCUUUCAGCUGAUCCUCGUCCAUGGCAAGGUCUCUUUUGUUUAACACUAACAACCACAUCAGGAGAAGCACUGCAUUGUAACAGCCUAACGGUAGCCCUUUAUUCUAAGCACUUGGUGUUACAAGUCAAAAACUACUUUUUGGUUUUUGUUCUAAAGUUGUCUUUUAUUUAGGGUUUGAAUUGUGGGUUUGGUGAUUUUUUUUUUAUUUUUUUUUUUUAAUAACAAGCAAACUCUUUAAGGCAUAUAAAGUAUGUAAGUCAAUUUGCAAAACCAGGUACAGUUUUGUUUGUUUUUUUUUUUUUAAUAGGAUCUGGCACACUACAUAUGCCAUAACUAUAGGGUGUAAACAGUCACAAUGUUUAAUGGUGUUCACAUAGGUAAUGUUAGGGAAACUACUUCCAUUGUCUUUUCUUUACACUUCUGUAAAUGACCCAUACCCUGUAUAUGUUAAUUCUUAAAAGCCUUAAUCCUUCAACCGUUGAGUGUGGGGUGUGUAGUCCAACAGGCUGCCUGUAAACUGUGAGCUCUUUUGUAAGCUGGAAGUACUUAUCUUGUUACUGUUACUUUUUUGUAGGAACCUUUUAAUUGAGAGCUGCCAAAGCAUUACAAUAUGCAGUGCCUUAGCAUUAUAUUAGAAGUACCUUUUAGCCUCUUAACGUUAAAUUUUAUACAUUGUUUUAUUAAUUGGUUCCAUUUUAAAAAUAUCUGUGUUUUUCCCCCUGCAGAAACACUCUUUGACUGCUUGGUCUAAACCAGCUGUCUGUACAAGCCAGUCCCAUUGCAGUGAGAUGCCUAUACCAAAAGGAAAGGUUACAGAUCCCUAGUUCUCCGUGAAAAGUGAAUUGUAUUAAUGAAUGCUGCCUUUUUAAAUUUCAUGACCAAAUAAUUAAUUGUGACUCUUCUGCACUCUAGCAUGAAAGUGCCUUUGGUUUGAAAUUCCAGCUUAGAAAAGUGCUGCCAUAAUAAUGACAAUUUGUAGAGAGACCAAAAAUAUUUAGUUAUCACCGUAAUGCCUUUGGUUUAUUGGAAUAAGUUGAAUCUACAGGCCUCCAUUCACAAAAGAGCACCAUUCAUAGCAAAGGGAUUUUGCUAAUGAUCAGCCUGCUGAAGAAAAAUCUACUGUUUGCCAUUUCUGACAGCAUUGCAAACCAGCAACUGAUUUGUCUGUGAUGUAAGAAUGAAAAUAUUCCCAUUUAUAUUCUCUUCAUCCUGUCACGCAUCUGCAUAACGAGAGAUCCAUAUCCUACAGAAUUCCAGUGGACAAACACGGCUUCAUCGAUCUCCUCUAACAAUGUGUUGGUGUCUGUGAAGAUUCUUUGCUCAGACAGCAGAUUUUGUUUACAAGGUUGUGCAUGCCGAAGGUCAGAUGCAGAAAACAAGAGGAAGGUGGAGAGCUGAGGGCGGUGAGGGUAAAAGCAAUCGUGUGGGUUUAAACAUUGAAAUGUCCAGUGGGAGCCUUGUGGGUGAACGUGCUGCUGGGGAAACUCUGGCCAGCACCACUCAAAGCACAGGGUUGUUUUCUUUUCCUCCAAGAUGAUGUCUUGGGGAAAAGAAAAAAAAAAAAAAUCAGCUCGUCUUAAUAAUGUGUCUGUAUUUGAUACCUUCUGUGAACAGGGGCCAUGCUCUCCACCACAACUGAAAUCAAUGAGAAGAGGAGCAACAUUUAAACAAUUUUAGAACAAAUAUCAGCAAAACCAAAAGCUGUCAGAGGGAUUAUAUAGUUGUGAAUACAAUGUUAACUUGAUUUUUAAAGUAUUUGAUGAAAACUAAGAUUAACUUUUUAUAUAGAGAAAUAUUGUGACACUGUGUGGUAAAUAUUGUGAUAAUUCAAAUUCCCUUUCUCUAAAAUAUUAUUUUUGUUAUUCCUUCGAGGUCUAAAUCUCACUUACCUCUAUAAGACAAGUAAUCCUGUUGAACUCAACGAGACUGAGGUAGGGCAAGGACCUACACAAAGCAGAACGUACUUUUUCAGUUUUUGCCAAACAUUUUGGCUGUGCUAGCCAACGUUUGUGAUAAGCCACACCUCUGUCUCAUUCCAACAUGCCUAAUGGUACCAUUUGGGGCUGUUCAAAACCGCUACUAAGGAAGGUAGUUGGACUUACUUGAAUUCCAGACCGGUUUUGUUUAGGUACUGCACCACUAUUUUGAAGGAAGCGCAGACCCCGUGCCCGUUUCUCACUCUCCCCCUCCAGCACAGCUCCAGCUCAGCUCUGCAGCAGCCUGUCCCCUGGAUGCCACGGCCGGGCUGUUGGGAUAAUGAAGGCUGUACACUGACGUGGUGUACCUUGGCGCUGGGUGGCCGUGCCCGCGCCGCGUUCGGCGUUGCGCUCGUUCCGUGUCUAUUUAUUCUCCCACCACGAGUCCCCGGCGGUGCCUGCUGCCUGCAGCAGCGCCCCUGGCAGUUCCCUGGAGCCCUCAGCCAGCCCCACUGAGAGCCCUGGUGGUGUUCCCCCCGUUCCUUUUCCCGUGAGGAUGCGCCUGCCCGGGCACAGGUGAGGAGUAGAGCCCGGCUUUGUCCUUCGCUCAGGAUGAUCUCCUUUCCCCCUCUUAUCUUUCACAACCAGAUGUUUAGCUCCCCCCUAAGAAAGAUUGAGGCUGGAUGAGUCAAAGUACAAGAAACAUCUUCACCUUUUAACUUUUCAGGUCAUUCUUGCUGAGAUCAUGUAAUUAGUUUUAGUGUGUAAAUUAAAUCUUAAAUGCACUCAGUUGACUAAAAGGAGAUGGAUCCCUGUUACCUCCUUACAGAAUAUGUGUUUUUGUUUUUUGUUUUGUUUUGUUUUAUGGGCCUCUGAUUCAGGCUCAUGACUGCAGACAAAAAAUACAAUAUGUGCCUGAAAAAAAAAAAAAGACAAAAGAAUUUUAUAACAUUGAAAACCUGAAUAGCCUUUAAUUCUUCAGUACAUUUUAUGUAAAACAGGUUGGGUUUUUGUUUUGUUUUUGGGGUUUUUUUGCCAUGUGCAUUUGUUCACAUUUGUAAAUGACUUAAUGGAAUUCUCACUUUAUGUUUAUUUGUGUAAUGUGUAUAAAAUGGGUUUGUGACUUAAGCAUAUUCAUAUAUGGUCAGUGGUUACUUUAAUAUUGUACUGCUGCUGGUAACUUUUGAUGUAGAACUUGCCUUUUGAUGAUAAAGUACCUCUAGGUUAGACAGUGAGGGAAGGCUCUUGGAAAAAAAAAACCUGAAUGUUCUCCAAUGUUUUCUUAACAUAUUUGCAGAAGCUUUCAAAAGGAGUUUCAGUCAAACCUCUUGGCAGUACAGUAUUCUUGUAUUUGUUAUUGUCUGUGUGUAGGUACUGGUACCUUUUUUUUUUUUUUUGUUUAAAAUGUUUUAAGUGUUGGCUUUAAAGUGAAUUUAUCUUUAGUAUGAUAGUAAUAUGAAAAUUAUAGGUUUUGUGUGCAGAGAAUUUUUUUAUAAAGUGCUUUGUAAAAAAAAAAAAAAUGUAUUCUAGCUUUCGCGGUACAUAUGUGUGAUAACUUUAAUAUCCAUGACAGUUAAGUGCAAUUAUUUCAUCACUCUAAAAAUGCUAUUUUUGUGUCGGUUACUGCAGGUGUUUUCAUGUCUUUGCAAAGUGACACAUUUUGAUGCCUUCUUGAUAAAGUGGUAGAAUUUUUGUAGCUUUCUAGAAACUUUGUAUUCAUACAGUAUCAAUUGAAAAUAAAGAAAAUGAAAGUGUU
Molecule: messenger RNA, 7152 nt
Organism: Ficedula albicollis (Collared flycatcher)
Lineage: Eukaryota; Metazoa; Chordata; Aves; Passeriformes; Muscicapidae
Gene: TEAD1
Product: TEA domain transcription factor 1
Exons: 16
Coding region: 210-1511 (433 amino acids)
Biological process (GO): hippo signaling; regulation of transcription by RNA polymerase II; embryonic organ development
Cellular component (GO): transcription regulator complex
Molecular function (GO): RNA polymerase II cis-regulatory region sequence-specific DNA binding; DNA-binding transcription factor activity, RNA polymerase II-specific
Source: RefSeq, a predicted model, not a curated record